AGCUGACUAGUAACAAAUGGCCACUGAAGUCUAGUGUUGUGAGAAGCAAAGAAGGCAAACAGAGAGGGAGGAAGGAACCCAAAAAUCGAAUAACACCAACCAUCCACCCACCCACUCAUCCUCCUCCUCUUAUCCUCCUUCUUGGACACCGUCGUCAUCAUGGCCUUUAAAGCGGUGAACCUUUUUCGGGCCAUGGGUCGGACCAGUGCUUGGCCCGUUGUAGCCGCAUCGCGCUCAACAGACCGUUCAAUGCCCGUGCUCGCCCGGACCUUGGCGACCGAAGCACCUGAAGCUCCCCAAGAGGAAACCCGACCGACGGUCCGCAAGUUUGACCCGAUUCAACGCUCGAAUUUGAUGGAUUACGGCCAAUAUGUGGCUGAGUGCUUGCCCAAGUUCGUCCAAAAGGUUCAGCUCACGGCGGGUGAUGAGUUGGAGGUCCUCAUUGCUCCCGAGGGCGUCCUCACGGUCAUGACGUUCCUAAAGAACCAUCACAAUGCCCAAUUCACUAACUUAGUCGACAUCGCCGGAGUGGACAUGCCCACCCGAGAAUUUCGAUUCGAGGUCGUGUACAAUUUCCUAUCCUUGAGAUUCAACAGCCGCAUCCGGGUGAAAACUUACACGGACGAGAUGACUCCAAUUGAGUCCAUCUGCUCGAUCUUCCCGGCUGCCAAUUGGUAUGAGCGUGAGGUCUUUGACAUGUUUGGCGUUUUCUUCGUGAAUCAUCCGGACCUGCGACGAAUCCUCACCGAUUAUGGCUUCGAAGGUCAUCCUCUUCGGAAGGAUUUCCCGCUUUCCGGAUAUUUGGAGUGCCGAUAUGAUGACGAGUUGGCUCGUGUAGUUUACGAGCCCGUGGAGUUGGCUCAGGAAUAUCGCAAAUUCGAUUUGGCCGCCCCUUGGGAACAGUUCCCCAAUUUCCGAGAAAGCGUUCCUGCAGUAGAAGAUGUGCCCCUGGAAAAGGGUGAACCUGAGAAGACGAAAUGAGGCGGGACAGAGAGAUCUUUAUUGUUCGUUGUAACACUACCUUAAUUAUGGAAUAAAUAUGACCAGGUGUCCGUUUCGGGA
This is a messenger RNA of Tigriopus californicus, 1062 nucleotides long. It is a transcript of the gene ND-30, whose product is annotated as NADH dehydrogenase [ubiquinone] iron-sulfur protein 3, mitochondrial-like. Lineage: Eukaryota; Metazoa; Arthropoda; Copepoda; Harpacticoida; Harpacticidae. Bases 160 to 981 code for a protein of 273 amino acids. The transcript has 5 exons. The record is from RefSeq and is a predicted model, not a curated record. Gene Ontology annotation, molecular function: NADH dehydrogenase (ubiquinone) activity.